UUCACUCAUUGACUUCAAUUUGUAAACACUGUGUAUUAGUGCAGUUUCAGUGAUAAGCCACACUUGGACUUUUCAAAUUAUUAUCAAAAUGCAUUUGAAAACGAUUUUAAUUCUAUUGAUCAUCGGGGCUGUCUACCUCAAUGAGUCCGAAGCUGGUUUGCUCAAGGCCAAAAUUGCCGUGAAAGCAGUAAAAGCCAAAGCUCUCGCACUGAAGGCGCCGCAUAUCAUUGCAAAGGUGGCCGUUGCCAAAGAAGUCAAAGCAAAGACGAAAAUUGCACUUCUCAAAACUGGUGCCGCUUUGAAGGCAACUAAAGUUGCUUUCGUGAGUGCCAUCACAGCUCCGUUCCGUACAUUCAAGAAAGCCAAAGUAUUGAAGGUCGUCGCUUUGAAAAAACUCGCAGCAUUAAAGGCAGCCAAAUUGGCCAAAACAGCCAUCAUUCUCAAGAACUUGAAGAAGGGUCCAAUCAUUUUGCCAGUUCCAGUUGCUGUUCCACAAAAGAGUUUGCCAGCCGUUCAGCCAGCUGCUUUGCCUGCUUUCACAACUUUGUCAAGCUUUAAUCUUCCGGCACCAUCACUCAGUGACUCACUUGCACCAAUUCAAGGAUUUAUCUCUGGAGCUCAAAAAGCAAUUCAAACCGCCGGCUCAGGAAUUCCAUUCAUUUCACAAUUGACCAAGAGCUUUGGUAGUGCCGAAGUGAAAAAGGAUGCCCCAGUCGUUGCCCCAGCACCAGUGUACCGAUAUGUGCCUGAGCUUGAUUUCCCAAAUUCAAACCAAGUUAGCUACCAACCAAAAACCGAAGCUGCUGUACAAACUUAUGAGGUACCAGCUACAGCCUAUGGUCUUCCAGCCAAAACUUAUGGCAUUCCAAACUAAUCGAUACACAGUUAUAGUAUAAGAAAAAUUUGUUUUCAAUCGUAUUAGGGCAAAAAAUUUCAUUUUUUUUUUAGAUAUUUCCAUAAUUUAUUCCUUUUUUUGGAACAAUAACAAUCGUAUAGUUUAUGCUAUAGAUCUUUGUGACAUUGUUUACUGAAAUGGAAGUACAAUAAAUAAACUUUUAAAAUAAAAUA
Contarinia nasturtii (swede midge) is the source of this 1068-nucleotide messenger RNA. RefSeq lists its product as uncharacterized. Lineage: Eukaryota; Metazoa; Arthropoda; Insecta; Diptera; Cecidomyiidae. The record is from RefSeq and is a predicted model, not a curated record. The coding region runs from base 89 to 874 and encodes 261 amino acids. The transcript has 4 exons.